Fomitopsis serialis is the source of this 858-nucleotide messenger RNA. RefSeq lists its product as uncharacterized. Gene Ontology annotation, biological process: protein phosphorylation. The record is from RefSeq and is a predicted model, not a curated record. Lineage: Eukaryota; Fungi; Basidiomycota; Agaricomycetes; Polyporales; Fomitopsidaceae. Gene Ontology annotation, molecular function: ATP binding; JUN kinase kinase kinase activity. The transcript is spliced from 4 exons. Bases 197 to 715 code for a protein of 172 amino acids.
CUUGUGGACAUUGCACAAGGCCUGGAAUAUCUACAUUCACAUGGAGUUUGCAUGGUGAUAUCAAGGGUGCGAACAUAUUGAUAGACGAAAGACUCCAUGCAUGUCUUGCAGAUUUCGGCCUGUCAGCAGUCACCUAUGAUCCAAAUACCGUGAACGCCAUCUCGACAUCUUGAGUGUCAACGGGUCCAUUCGGUGGAUGGCGCCCGAGCUCCUCAACCCGGAAGAAGCAGGACUGGAACAUGCGAGGCCGUCUCCCGAAAGUGACAUAUACUCCUUUGCCAUGGUUAUGUGGGAGGUAUUCACUGGUCGGAUCCCGUUCUUCAACCUCACGCGCGACGCAACCGUAGUCUUCCGUGUGAUCCUCGGUAUCCGUCCUGAACGACCGGCAGCUGCAACCCCGUUGGGCUUAUCUGACGAUGUCUGGACCCUGAUGGACAAUGGCUGGGGCCCGCAAUGGCACAGACGUCCGCGAAUCAGACAUGUGCUGGAGAUUUUACGGGAGAGCUUACGACGCUAUGGCUUAUUCGGUACCCAUCCACCGACUUGGCCCCUUGCGGACGAUCGCUACACACCUUCCAGCCAAACCGACGUACCUAUCGACGUUCAGAGCACAACUGUGCCAGAUUUCACCCAACCGCGGGCCGGGACGUCGAAAGCGUAUACCCGUCUAGCUUCGCCACUACGACCCAAUGCUAGCCAACUCCCCAGUAAAUGAGGAUGCUCCUGACUACGAAGACAUUGUCAAUUUAGUGAGAGACAUGUCCUUCGGGUCCGAAACCUCACCUGCCGCCGCCGCCGCUUGGGACUGCAUUGCCGAUGGGCAAGCUUGGAUAUGAAUCAUCACCUGUACAUACCAUC